AUGGAUCCGUACGAGUCUCCUUCUGAGGUUUUAAAUAAAAAAAAACAAAAGAGUCAAAAGAAAGGUUAUUCUCUUAUUAUUACAAGUGAAGAAAAAAAUAUAUGUUCAGAAGAAAAAAAUAAUAAAAUGGAAAAUGAGAAAAAAUUAAAAUUUAUUGACAUUUUUGAUGAAGAGCAUGAAUUGGGAAUAAGCAAUGAUGUAAUAAUAAAUAAUAACAAAAUAAAUACAAAUAAAGAACUUGUUAUAAAUAAUUAUGAUAAAAUAAAUGAUCCUAGGGAUAUAAACAAGCAACAUUAUUUAAUAAACAGCUCAAAGGAAAAUGCUCCAAAGGAGAAAUGUUUUUUUAAUAUUUCAAAACGUAAAGGAAACAAGGAUCAUGUACAUUCUUUCCAUCAUAUACAUGAGAAGGAGAAAAUACAUUUGGAUACUCCAUAUAAUAAUAAUAAGAAUAAUGUGAAAGAUGUUAUUAUUUGUGAUGAUAAACAUAUGAAUAGUUAUAAUAAAGAUAUUAUUUCGGAUGAUGAGGAAAAUACUCCCGAUGAUGAGCGUAAUAAUAUCAUAUAUAAUAACCAUUAUGGUGACAUCGAUUAUUAUCCUUACGAUAUGAAUUAUUUACAAAACAAGGUGUUGGAGUUAAAGAUAUUACUAGAUGCUUCUUUAGAAAAGGAAAAAACUCUUUGUGAGGAAAAGAGAAUUAUUGAAAAUAAUUAUAAUAUUGUUAAUAAAAGUAUAGAAGAAAUGAAGAAUGAAAUAAUAAAUAUAACUAAUAUACAUAAUGAAGAAAUUAUAAAGUUAAGGGAAUCUUACGAGAGACGAUUGGAUUUGCUUAAACAAGAAAUCGAUGAGAAAGAUAUAUUUUUUAAGAAAAAAAUAGAAACACAAGAACAAGAGAAUGGUACACAAAUAAAGAAAUAUGAAGAGUUAUAUAGAGAGGAAAAGAAAAAAAAGGAAGAUCUAGAAAAUGUUAUGAAUACAAAUAUGAAAGAGAAAGAAGAUGUAAUAAAAAGAUUGGAGAAAGAGAAAGAAGAUAUCAUAAAAAAAAUGCAACAACAAUGUGAAGAUAAAAUAAACACGAUUCAACAACAAAAUGAAGAUACAAUAAAAAAAAUGCAAGAACAAAAUGAAGAUAAAAUAAACACGAUUCAACAACAAAAUGAAGAUAUAAUAAAAAAAAUGCAACAACAAAAUGAAGAUAAAAUAAACACGAUUCAACAACAAAAUGAAGAUACAAUAAAAAAAAUGCAAGAACAAAAUGAAGAUAAAAUAAACACGAUUCAACAACAAAAUGAAGAUACAAUAAAAAAACUGCAAGAACAAAAUGAAGAUAUAAUCCUUACCAUGAAUAAAGAAAAAGAAGAAGAAUCUAAUCAAAGAAUAAAUGAAUAUAAGAACCUUAUAGAAAGUUAUAAAAAAGAUAAGGAAAAAUAUUGUAACAGCGAAAAAGUAUGGGCACACAAUAUGAAUGAGAGUAAAGAAAAAAUAAACAAUUUAAUAAAUACAUUAAAGGAAUAUAAAGAAGAAAAUAAGAAGCUUCAAAAUAUUAUAAAUCAAAAAAAUGAUACCAUAACUAAUAUAGUUAAUGACAUUUUAGUUGUAAAAAAUGUUUAUGAAGAUUUAAUAAAAGAAAAAGAUAUGAAUGAAAUAGAUAAGAAUAAUCUUAUACAAAAAAUAAAAAAUCAUGAAAAUGAUAUCUUAUCUCUUCAAAAUAAUAUAGAUAAAUUAAAAAAAAGUAAUAAUAAUUUAAAUGAAGAUUUAAGGAAAAAAGAAAAAGUUAUCAUCACAUUGAAAAAUGAAAAUAUGUAUUUAAAAAAAGAAAAUGAGAUAUUUAAUAAUAAUUUCUUAAGUAUCAAGGGAGAAGAUAAAGAUACGAAGUUUAAAAUUUAUUCAACUGAUGUAACUGAUUCAACAAAUGAUCAAGAUGAUAAAACUAAUGAAAACCAUAAAAGAGAUGACACAAAUCAUAUAAGUGAUGAUAAUUAUAUAAAACAUCAGCAAACUAAUAUAGUGGAAGAAAAAAAAAUUAUAAAAAAGGACCUGUUGAAUUCUAAAAUUUUGAAGUUUGGAAAAUAUUUAAAUUAUAACAAUAUCAUAACAGAGGAUGAUUCUUCUGAUCAUGUUGAAGAGAAAAGCACAAGAAAUAAGGAUUUGUCCAAAAAAAAAAAGAAAGAUAAAGAUUUAAAAAAGUAUUUAAAAUGUGAGGAUAUUUCUAAUGACGCAAAAAGGAACCAGAAUAAUGAUAUUGAUUUAAUUAUGGAGAAAAAAUUAUAUAAUGGGCGAACGUCUAAAAACACAAAGGAGGAUAUAAUAAAAAUUGAAAAUUAUAAGGAUAAUAAUGAUCAUAAUAGUGAUAAUAAUAAUGAUAAUAAUAAUGAUCAUAAUAGUGAUAAUAAUAAUGAUAAUAAUAAUAAUGAUCACAAUAAUGAUAAUAAUAAUAAUAAUAAUAAUAAUAAUAAUGAUAAUCACAAUGGACAAUAUUAUAUGUUAUGUAAAGUUGAAGAAAAAAAAAAGGUAGAUCCUUCUUAUUUUUCUUAUUGUUAUUCUUCUUAUUCUUAUUCUUCUUAUCCUUCACAUUCGUCUUAUUCUUAUUCAUCUUAUCCUUCAAUAUGUUCAAAUGAAAAAAAUAAUAAUAUCGUACAUAUUAAUAUAAAUAAAAAAAAAAAAAAAAAAGAUGAAAAAGGUACUAUGAGAAGACGACAUAAAAGUUGUAACGAUUAUUACAAAACAAGAAAUGAUAGUAAUAGUCACAUUAAAAAUAGCAAGAAUAAUAUUAAUAAUAUAAAUAAUAUUAAUAAUCUUCCUCUUCAUUCUUCUAGUUUUAGUGUUUCCUAUAGUCACACAAGUAGUUAUAAUAAACAUAAAAACAUGAAUCAUAUAAUAAAUGAACAAAGUAAAAAGAGGAAUGAAACCCUUUCAACAAAACAAAAUAAACAAAUAAGAAAUGCAGAAUAUAAAUAUGAUGAUAAAGGUUCAUUAAACAAAAUAAAUUACAAGAAUGAAGAAAAAAACAUACAAUUCAAUUUCUCGAAUAACAUACAACAGAUAAAUGAAAAGGAUAAAGUAGAAAACAAGAAUAUUUAUCUAAAUCAAAAUAUACAUAGAAUUAAAUAUAAAAAUCAUAUAGAUUAUGUAGAUAAUUAUAUGGACUCACAUCAAAUAUCACAUAGAAACAUAAAAAAAGAAAACAAUUCUUAUAAUGAUAAUAUACAAAGUCAUGAUAUUUAUAGAAAAGAAUUAUUAAGCAAUAAAUAUUUAUAUGAUAAGAACCUGUAUAAUUAUAAAAAAAAAUACAACAUAUUUAGUUUCAGCAAUAAUCCUAUUGAUGAAGACAAUGAAAUAAAAAAAAGGAUCACUUAUAAUAAUAAGGAUAAUAAUAAUAAUGAUAAUAAAAAUCAUAUGUCCCUUCUUUUAAGAAAUGAGGAAAAUAUAAACACACAACACCCUCUUAACAAUAUCAAAAAAAAUAUCCUUCAUGAAAAUAUAAAAUAUGUACAUCAUCUAGAUAAAAAUGUCCUAGAUAUAAACAAUGUUGAAGAUGAUGAAACUCUUGAAAAAAUACAAUUCAACGGUUCUUUGACAAGACACAAAAUGAGGGAGAAAAGUUUUCAUAUGGACUAUGAGGAAAAGAAGGAAAAUGAUUUUAUGAAUUCAGAUGAACAAAGAUAUAAAAACAUGAAAUAUUAUUUUUCUACUAUUUUGAAAAAAAAACCAAGUUAUAAUAAAUUUAAUAUACAAACUAAUGAUGAUCUAGAUAUUUUAUCACACGAAAAUACAAAUAAAUUAGUAGGUGAUGCAUUUGAAGAAUUAAAAAAAAAAAUAAAAGAUGAAAAGGGAAAUAAGGGUUUUAUAAUAAGUGAUUAUGAUAUGUGUAGAAAUGAGGAUUGUGUGGAUACCAUCAGUGGUACUAUAAAGUAUAACAAGGAUAAUAAUAUGAAUAAUAUGAAUAGUAUAAAUAGUAUGAAUAAUAAAGAUAAUAUUUUAACUUCUCAAUUCUCUUCUUCAAACGUGUCAGAUAAAGACAUGAACCAUUUUGUACAUCCAGAUGACACUAUGAAUAAUGAGAAAAAGAUUUCAAAUAUUAACUCUUAUAUGUUGAAGAAUUAUAAAAAGAAAAGUAAUAUGUAUGGUUUAUUUAUUAUAAAUGAGAGACUCAAAAGUAUUUAUAAGAAUAUAGAAAAUAAAAGAAAAUCUAUAAGUAACCUUCCUCUAUAUAUUCCAAAAGUUCAAGGCACAAAGAAAUGCAACAAUUCAUUUUAUUUAUUAAGAAAUGAGUAUAUAAAUAAUGAAGACAUCAAAGAAUACAAUGGAAUAUUAAUAUCUAAAGACAACCUACCUAAGAACAACAUGAGCAUAAAUCAUUUGAAUAAUAUACCUGAUAAGGAUAAAAAUACUAAUGUGAAUAUUAAUAACUAUGACAAAACGAUAUUUAAAAAGGAUAUGGAAAAUGUUAUGAGAAAGGAGAGUAUGUAUAAAAAUAUAGGAUCAAAUUAUAUAUGCACUAAUAAAGCGCAUAAUAAUAAUAAUAAUAAUAAUAAUAGUAAUAAUAAUAAUAAUAAUAACAAUAGUAAUAGUAAUAAUGAUAAUAAUACAGAUAGUUCUCCUUUUUAUGUGUAUAACAAAAAUAAUGAGGAAGAGAAAAACUUCCAAAUUUAUGAAUAUAUACAAAAUCAUAAUUAUAUUAAAAAUAAGCAAGACAUCAUUAUAUCUAAUGAUAAAUAUUUAGAAAAUAGAACGGUAUGUGUGGAUAUUCUUGAGGAUAAUAUAAAUAAAGGGAAUCAUGAGAAAAUAAAGGAUAUGGAACAUAAGAAAUUAUAUAAAAUUUAUCAUGAGAAUGAUAUGGGAAAAAAUAAGCAAAUCGUAACUCUCAACAAUGGGAACGAUAAUAAUAACACGAACAAUAAUAUUUUAAAAAAAAAUCAUAUUUAUAGUAACAAUAUUAAUAAUAAUAAUAAUAAUAAUUUUUACUCUGAAAAAGAUUGUAGUGAAGAGAACAACAUGUAUUCACCAAAUUCAAAUGAGAAAAAUAACUACAAAGGAGAUGAUAACGAUAUAGAUUUAGAGUAUGAUGAAAUGCUAUAUAAGAAGUAUAUACAAAAAUUAAAAAUAAACAAAAUAAAUAAAUAUAAAGAAGACAAAAAUACUAAGAAUAAUAACAUAAACGAACAAGAUAUAUUACAACACAAUUUUGAUAAUUUCUUAUUAUUAUAUAAAAAUAAAAAGAAGAAAAAAAAAGAAAUGAUAAAUCUAUAUUCUAAUAAAAGUAAUAUAUUGGAAAACAUCAAAAAUGAAAUGACUGAUGAAUAUAGAGAUAUAAACAAUGAUACUUUUAAAGAAGAAAUACAAUGGAAUGAAAAAAAAAAAAAAAAACAAGAAGAUAAUACAUAUACAGAAAAAUUAAAACUAUUAUCAAAUGAUUAUCUUGAUGAAAGAAACCAUAUUUCUAUAAAAAACAAAAAGGAUUUACAAAAAAAAAAAAACCUUAUAGAUUACUAUAACAAAGAAACUAAUGAUGUGGACAAAAAGAUUUUCUUUAAAAAAAUUAUUAAUUCUAAUGAUAUAAUUAAAAAAAUGAUGUUAGAAAAUGAAAAAGAUCAUUUCCUUUUUAACAUAAAAAGGGUAUAA
Plasmodium reichenowi is the source of this 5619-nucleotide messenger RNA. RefSeq lists its product as hypothetical. The record is from RefSeq and is a predicted model, not a curated record. The transcript has a single exon. Bases 1 to 5619 code for a protein of 1872 amino acids. Lineage: Eukaryota; Apicomplexa; Aconoidasida; Haemosporida; Plasmodiidae.